AGUAUAUUAGCUUGGGAAAUAGCUCACCCUUCUUGUGAUGUCUAGCGAAACUGACAACAGCAAGUUCGCCGCCCUUUAUAAAGGAAACUUGAUCCCUUUACAUGCCGUUCUUGUUGGUCUGACUUGGAUAGUACAUGACUAUUUUGUGACGCUAGAAGAUGAGAUCCGUUAUAUCUGGCCACAGAAACGAAACAUAGGAAAAAUUAUGUUCCUAUGGGUUCGAUAUUACAGCAUAGCACUACUUCUCUUCGACACUGUGCAGAUUCACGUGUUCUCUAUUCCUGGAAUAACAUCUGACAACCUGUGCGUAGCGAUGGACUCAAUCAUCCGGGUCGUUGGUGCUAUAAGCCUGUGGUCCGUCGAGAUUAUCAUGCAGCUACGUGUCUAUGCCCUCUUCAAAUGUUCAAAAAAAGUCGCCGUGAUUAACGGCUUACUCUUUGCCGGUUCCAUCGCUGGAUUUUUGUGGAUCUUGGUUCAUAAUGCCGUUAGACGGAGAGCUGUAAUUGCCGACGCGAUCCACCUACCCCUGCCGGGCUGUCCAGUCGUUCACUCCGGGAUUGAAUGGGCCCAAUGGGUACCUGCGACCGCAUUUGAAGGCGUCCUUUUCGGGUUUGCGCUUUUCAAGACAUUAGAGUCGACCGCAGGUAGGAUUCAGAAGAAACGUAGUGUAUCCCUCUAUUCUCUUCUGCUUCGCGACAAUAUCUUGUACUUUUGGGCAAUAUCGUGCAUCUUGGUAUUCAACAAUCUUAUGGUUGUCGGUGUCACUAAGAUACCAUGGUUCAGUUACAGCCCUUUCCACGCUGCAGUAGGCGUUCUUACAACCCGCAUGCUGCUGAAUCUCCAAAAGGCCGCUUCUCUGGAAAUAAUUAUCUCUAGCUCCGAGCGAAGCCAUAGUAGCAUUCCCGGGAGAAGCUCUCGCCGAAGUGAUCUCACUUGGCGAGCAGCUAGCGUCCCCGCGGUCAGUUUCGGAUCCACGCCCGGAGGUUCCUAUUCGACCGAACAUCCUUCGCUGAAUACAUUCCCAAUGCGGGGUACCAUCAAUUUCGAGCGCCAGGGACAACAGUUUGAUUUAUGAGCGCUCUCCAUAUACCUAUUUAUUUUGAUCUGUGAACCUAUGUCCAAUACAACGUAGAAGACAUAUCAAGAACUCUGGGAGAAAUACCGCCGUUUGGGCGUACCGUACAGUGCUAUGCCACGCCUCGCAAGCUAUAGAUCCAUUUGCAGAUAGAUGGAACAUUCAUUGUCUGGACUCCUGUGAUACCUGAAGAUACCGUUCCGUGUAAUGAUGAGAUAAGAAAUCAACCCAGGAUUAUAUAUAGACAGUAGCCGUUUCAAGGAG
This is a messenger RNA of Desarmillaria tabescens, 1339 nucleotides long. RefSeq lists its product as uncharacterized. The record is from RefSeq and is a predicted model, not a curated record. The coding region runs from base 38 to 1075 and encodes 345 amino acids. Lineage: Eukaryota; Fungi; Basidiomycota; Agaricomycetes; Agaricales; Physalacriaceae. The transcript is spliced from 12 exons.